This is a messenger RNA of Aureobasidium melanogenum CBS 110374, 2481 nucleotides long. RefSeq lists its product as uncharacterized. The record is from RefSeq and is a predicted model, not a curated record. The transcript has 2 exons. NCBI's taxonomy places the organism in Eukaryota, Fungi, Ascomycota, Dothideomycetes, Dothideales, Saccotheciaceae. Bases 1 to 2481 code for a protein of 826 amino acids.
AUGGCUACCACUCUCCAACCUUCCUUUGGCCUACAACAGCCUGAAGACUCUAUGGAGAUUUCAUCCGAGUAUGGCAACAUGGAUGCCGACAUUGAUAUCGAUCUCGACGCUCCCGAUGCCCAAGACACCAACAUGCAAUCCUUUCAAGUAGACGACCACCAAAUGCAGGAAGAUCCAAGAUCCGACCGCGCAGACGACGAUCUCAUGAUUGAUGACUCUCAUCAAGAAGAUACCGACCGUAUGAUGCAAGACGAUGCUCCAUCCCAUGAGCAAGAUGAGGAGUUGUUAGACUUUAGUGAAGACGAAGAAGAUGUUCCUAUGAACCCUGCAGAGCCUAGUCAGCCCGACAUCCACCUUGUCGCCGAAUCCGAAGCGCCUGCAGAGCAACCUAUGACUACUGCUACUGAAGAACCUGUCGAACUUGUUCAGUCCGAAGCUGCAUCCGAGCUAUUGACCGAGGGUGUUCAGCCCAUCAACACUCAAGCCCCACCGUCAGAAGAGGUCGUGGAGCAGCCUCAGAUUGUCUCUCCCGAAGAACAAGAACCUGUGACCGCCCAGAUCGUGAACAACGACCAGUCAGACAGUGUCUCUCAAGAACCUCUUGAGCAAGCCGCCCAAUCAGAGUCUCAGUCUGUGGCCCAAGAAGAGGCGCAGCCCUCAGUUGCUCCAGACUCAGUUGAACAGCCUGAGACACAUGCUCAGGAGUCCGUUGUUGAGUCCACCGAAACUUCUAAUGCCGCCAACGAAGGUUUGGAAGAGGUCGCUCAAGCCGCUCAACAAGAGCCUACACAAGAUCAGCACCCAGAACAAGGUAAUGAUGAUAUUCAGACUGGCGUUGCCCAAGAAGAUGAUGACCAGCCUGCCAAACGCACUUUGACUCGUCAUGAGACCGACCUCUCAAACUAUACCGUUCCUGAUGAUUACUCUCGUGAGAGGCAAGUCAACUCGCCUACUGUGACCGGUCUGCACCCCACCAUAGUUGAGUACCAGGAGAACGAGGUCUAUCUGUUUCCUUCGAGAGACCCUGCUGUGCCUGAGCAGUACCUACUGCAGAACGAGAAUCUCGUGACCACCAGUCUUGGUGAUUUGCUUCAAGCUUGUCGCACUGCUCUUGGUGAUGGCAUCAGUGAAGACGAAGAGCUGGUUUUGGGCGUGGAAGAGUUGGACCUUUACGUGAGCGAAGACUCGACACCCGCCUUCUCAACCAGCUUUUCCGAGCUACUCGAUAUGUACCUGCAGCUGCACAAGCUUGAUGGCAAUGAUAGCCCACCACCCUUCCGUGUGUCCCUUACUACCAAAACUAGGUUCAGCAACCGCUUGGCUUCGAUCACUCAAGCCAUUUCUGAAGGCAAAGGCUUCUCACAGCUAUCCUUCUUACAAUACUACGAAUAUGACGAACCUACCGAGUUGCCCGAUGAGGACUUUGACGAUGACUUUGAUGAGUCGGUCAAGCCUGAUGAAACGCAGCAACUGACUGAAGAGGGUGCUCCUACCGUUGAGAGCGCACAAAACGUCGCCGAGGAAGAGUUCCCCACAGAGAAUACCUCCGCUCCCCAAGCCGAACAGCAAGACGAGCACAAUGGCCCUGCUCAAGAGGGUGAGUAUGAAGGCGAAGCAUCGGCUCAGCAUGGAGUGCAUGACGAUACCGCCGAUCAGUCCGAGUACAACCAUGAUGACACUCAGUACUUUGACGCCCAAGGAGGCGAGUCUGAGCUGUUGGAUGAAAGUCAUGGUGAUGAAGCCGCUGCACCUGCUGAAGCUCAUUCAGCCACUGCUGAUGUGGAGGCUGCCGUUGGUGACGAAACGAGCCACGAGAAUGAGAAUGCCGAUGACACUGUUGAGGACGAACACGCUUCUGAACAUGAUGAGCAAGAAGAGCACUUCGAGCAACAUGCUGAAGAGCCUCAAGAGUAUGAGACACAAGGUGAAGAGCACAUGUUCGGUCAAGGCGAGUUCUUUGAUGAGAACUACGAGUAUCAAGACGGUGAAGUACACGAAGAAGAACAAGGCGCCUUUGCCGCUGAAGAAGCGGUCGACAAUGAUAGCCACAACUACCAGGAUGAGCAAGAAGUUGAAGCUCCAGCUGCCGAGGAACACAAUGACAAUACUGUGACUUUGUCCGGGGACACUCACGCCGAUGAGCUUGAGACCAGCCCUGAAGAUGAGCAAGAUGCGCAUCUGGAGCACGGCAAUGCUGAUCAGUCUGUCAACGAUGGCGUCGCAGAUGCUGAACAUGAUAGCGCCGCAACCGAUGACGCCGCCAGCAAGGAAGUCGCUAAGCGUCAGUCACUCGCAAUCGAGGACGAUGACUAUGAUGAGAUCAACUUCGACGACGAAGACAGCUACGAAGAUGAUGGCGCCGGACUUGCGCCUGUACUUACAAACACGUCAAGCAAGGCAUCACCUGGAGCAAAACGAUCAUUCUCAGAGCUUGACCAAGUAGACGACGAGCAAGACAGCAAGAAGGCUCGUGCCUCAUGA